AUGGACUCUUGCAAUUGCAUUGAGCCACAAUGGCCAGCCGAUGAACUGCUGAUGAAAUAUCAGUACAUAUCAGAUUUCUUCAUCGCACUUGCUUAUUUCUCAAUCCCAUUGGAGUUGAUAUAUUUCGUUAAAAAAUCAGCAGUUUUUCCCUAUAGAUGGGUACUUGUUCAAUUCGGUGCUUUCAUUGUUCUAUGUGGAGCCACACAUCUUAUUAACUUAUGGACCUUUAAUGCACAUACAAGAACAGUCGCCAUUGUUAUGACCACUGCAAAGGUCUUAACAGCUGCAGUCUCAUGUGCAACUGCACUCAUGUUAGUCCACAUAAUCCCCGAUCUACUCAGUGUCAAAACCCGAGAAUUAUUUCUCAAAAAUAAAGCUGCACAGCUGGAUCGUGAAAUGGGUAUCAUUCGAACACAAGAAGAAACAGGCAGACAUGUUAGAAUGCUGACUCAUGAAAUCAGAAGCACUCUUAACAGACAUACAAUAUUAAAAACUACACUUGUGGAAUUAGGAAGAACAUUGGGGUUGGAAGAAUGUGCUCUCUGGAUGCCAACACGCAGUGGUUUAGAGCUUCAACUUUCUUAUACCCUUCGCCAUCAAAACCCUGUAGGGUUUACAGUUCCAAUUCAAUCUCCUGCAAUUAAUCAAGUUUUUAGUACUAAUCGUGCUGUUAAAAUAUCUCCAACUAGUCCUGUUGCUCGAUUACGCCCUGCUUCUGAACUUUCAACAAAACGUUAUGCUUUAAUGGUUUUGAUGCUUCCUUCUGAUAGUGCUAGACAAUGGCAUGUUCAUGAACUUGAACUUGUUGAAGUGGUUGCUGAUCAGGUUGCUGUUGCUCUUUCACAUGCUGCAAUCUUGGAAGAGUCAAUGAGGGCUAGAGACUUGCUUAUGGAGCAAAAUGUAGCACUUGAUCUUGCAAGAAGAGAAGCUGAAACAGCUGUUCGUGCACGUAAUGAUUUUCUUGCAGUUAUGAAUCAUGAAAUGAGAACUCCAAUGCAUGCAAUUAUUGCACUUUCUUCAUUACUUCAAGAAACCGAUUUGACACCUGAACAACGCCUCAUGGUUGAAACCAUUUUAAAAAGCAGUAAUUUACUUGCCACACUCAUAAAUGAUGUAUUAGAUCUUUCAAGGCUGGAAGAUGGUAGUCUUGAACUUGAUACCACAACUUUCAACCUUCAUGCUCUCUUCAAGGAGGUUUUAAAUCUGAUCAGGCCUGUAGCAUCAGUCAAAAGGUUGUUUGUGACACUGAGCCUUUCAUCAGAUUUACCAGAGUAUGCUGUUGGUGAUGAAAAGAGACUUAUGCAAAUAAUUCUAAAUAUAAUUGGAAAUGCUGUGAAAUUCUCAAAAGAAGGCAGCAUUUCAAUCUCCGCCAUCAUGGCAAAACCAGAUUCUUUAAGGGAUCCACGAGCUCCCGACUUUUUUCCCCUUCUUAGCGACAAUAAUUUCUUUUUACGUGUUCAGGUGAAAGACACAGGAAUGGGAAUCAGCCAACAAGACAUGCCAAAGCUGUUCACCAAAUUUGCAGAAAGCCAAUCCCCCGCAACUAGAAAUCCAGGUGGCAGUGGUCUCGGCCUUGCCAUUUGUAAAAGAUUUGUAAAUCUUAUGGAAGGUAAUAUAUGGAUAGAAAGUGAAGGCCUUGGCAAGGGGUCCACUGCAAUCUUUUUUGUCAAACUCGGGUUCCCCGGUCGCUUAAACGGGUCCCGCCUCCCUCACAUGCGAGUGCCCGCAAAACUCGGGCAGACAAAGUUUCCGGGACUAAAAGUUGUAGUUGUGGAUGAUAACGGGGUUAGCAGAACAGCAACGAAGGGGCUACUGGUGCACCUUGGUUGUGAUGUAACCACGGUUAGUUCAGUUGAGAAAUUACCAAAACGCCAUGAAAAGCCUCCCCCGCUUAUAGUGGGGCUCACUGGAAACACAGAUAAGGCGAUGAAGGAAAGUUUGUUGAGAGCUGGAAUGGAUGGAGUUGUGCUUAAACCUGUUUCCGUUGAGAAGAUGAGACUUGCAUUGUCUGAGCUUUUGGAGCAUAAUAAUACAUGA
Molecule: messenger RNA, 2037 nt
Organism: Lactuca saligna
Lineage: Eukaryota; Viridiplantae; Streptophyta; Magnoliopsida; Asterales; Asteraceae
Source: the annotation of a GenBank genome assembly